GUUCUACCAUUCAUCGGCACAUUUGCACACCCCAAAACCUUUCUUCCCCUCGCGCCAGCCCAUGAUGGCCGUAGCUCUGGCGCUUCUGGUGGGCCUUUGUGACGCCAUCCAGACCGCCAACGGCAAGACCCCGACGGGGCGGAUGCACCGGUAAGGUAAGAGAGGAACUCCCGGCGCGCUGGUACACACACGUGUUGAUCUGGUGCAUACCUGCUUUCUGUAUGGAUGGAUGGAUAAAUAUGUCGUUGGCUUGGGCGCGCAUGUGUACAUGUGUGUGAGCAGCUGGGGGUCCGACGCCUCAUGCCGACUCUCGGGGGACGAUAUCGAUGGCGACGCCUUCAUCCAGCAAUCUGGUGGGAGAGAAGAAGAUCUUUCCAAAGCCAUGGAUGGAUGAAUGGAUGGAUGGAUGGAUGGAUGGAUGUGACGGCUGCAGGUGGGUCCGUGUCGGCUGCCUAUCUGCAGACGGCACUCGGCAAGGCCCAGCGCAUCACCGAGGCCGCAAACGCGGCGAGUACCGCCGCCCACGCGGUGGCCACCGCUGCACACACGGCAACGGGCUGGAAUCUCAUGGACGAAAUGCACACACACCACCUGGCAACAAAGGUCAGUACGCAUUCAUGCAGUUAGUCAUCAGUCGUGGGCGCCACAACGGUUGACCGACUGAUUUCGCUUGUGUCUCUUUCUCUGGUUGCUGUGCUGUCUACCUGACAGACUACGUGCCGCCUAAGGAGAAGGGGAAGAAGUGAACGGCCCUGCAUGUCACGCAUCAACCGAGGAUAACAACAUCCAUAUAUAUGUAUCUCUAUGUCUGUCUUGCUUGUUGCUUUUGACUGACCCGCACGCAUGAGUCCCACACCCACGACAGACAGAAAGACAGGCAGACAGGCACGAAUAAAGCCACACCACAGCACCCGACACAUGUAGCUGCCGACGUGAGCACUAGACGACGCGACGCGUGAGUGGAUGGGUGGGUAUAGAGGUAAACCACGGGACCAAACCGUGUAUUGAACACAAGAACGCACUCGAGGGAUGAAAACUUGACAGAAG
Messenger RNA from Vitrella brassicaformis, 1047 nucleotides. The record is from the annotation of a GenBank genome assembly. Lineage: Eukaryota; Vitrellaceae.